Molecule: messenger RNA, 4192 nt
Organism: Prorocentrum cordatum
Lineage: Eukaryota; Dinophyceae; Prorocentrales; Prorocentraceae
Source: the annotation of a GenBank genome assembly
AUGUCCAGCAGUGCCCUGCGAGUCGGGCGCCGCCUCAACCUACAGUGGGGAGGGGGCGGGACUUGGCAGGCCCGCAUCGUCGUCGGUCCGGCCACACGGAAGGAUCUCAGCGACGUCAUGGAGAUCGAGGCGAGCGCCCAGCAGGAGGCCGACGGCAAGAUUUGGUACCUUUUGAGCCCGGACCUCGACGUUUACCCAGUGCUGGUGGACGCCCCGGACCUGCGCGGCUACGAGCUUCUGGACAACGACGGGAGCGUGCUGUUGAGGUCUGGGCUCCGCCGGGGCGCGAGACCGGUGUACGGCUCCGAGUGGGUGCCUACCGCGCUGGAGCUGGUGGACGCGAUGGAGGCGGUGGCCCCGCGGGUCAGGCCCGAGCACAGGAUGUCCAAGAAGGGUCCGCUUCCUCCGACGGGGGCAGCAGUGCAGACACCUACGGACUUGGUGAAUAUAGUGACUGGGAGUGAAAGGCUCCCGGAGGUCAAGCCGCUGCGCUGGUACGUCACGGCGGGGCCCAACAAGUCGGAGAUCGACGGCCUCUUCCCCCACUCCGUGGUGGACGAGUUCGCGCGCUCGGAUGACAUGGCCAUCGCGGUUGUCGGCACCGGCGUGUACACCCUCAGAGCCCUCGACCCGAAGGAGGGCGUCGUGCAGGUCAUCCGAGACGACCGCCUGCUAGCCAUGGCGAAGGACAGCAGCGGGAUCCGCAAGAAGCUGUUCAGGGACGCCGUGCUGGAGGUCACGGAGAGCCCGUGGCCAGGGUGGCCGCUCUUGGGGCCGCGCACCACGGCGUGGUGCGUCCGCUUCAUUGCAGAGCAGGACAGCCACCCCCGGGCCCGCCACACCAAGUGGCUGCACGAGACGGGGCUCACCCAGUCGGACCCGGGGGUGGCUGAUCAUGAAGUCGCCAUGCGGGCCUUCGAGUUCGGUCUCGUGUAUGACCAGGUGAACGUGGGGGAGCUCGUGAGUUUCGAGCUGCUGGCCCGGCGGGCGCAGAUGGCGGAGUGGCGAUACCGCGACCGCCUGGCGCCCCGCCGGGCCGACGAGACCGCGGAGGACGAGCACCUCUACAUGGGCACGGGGGAGACGAGGGGUCUCAUCAUGAUGGCCCCGUUCUUGGUGGAGCACAUCUCGACGGAGCUGCACCGGGAGAGCCAGGUGAUGAAGGAGAAGAGGAAGUUGAGGGAGGAGCGCCAGCUCGCCAAGGGCACUGGCGCCGACGGCGACACGAAGGAGAGCCUUCGCAAGAAGGCGGCCGCGAUACCGGCGGCCGCGGCGCAAAGUGACGACGCCAUGCCCGCGCCCCGGGAGCUGCUGCCCGUGCCGCUCCCGCAGGCGCCCUUCGACAGCAGCGGGCCUUCAAGCUCAUGCUGUCGUGCCGUGCGUUCUCGUCUUCGCCGCCACCGGCACGUCGACGGGUGGAGCAUGGAGGUGCAUCAGGCGCUCAACUGUCUCCACGGACGAGGGGACGCCGAUCCUGGGUGCCCGCCCACUCUAGGGCAAAGUUUUGGUUCUGACCACGUGCGAGCUGCUGUUCAAAGCAUCGGGGCUCCUACGAUCACAGGCGCGGCAGCCUUCAAGGAGCUGUGCGCCAGCAAGCCCGGCUACACAUCGACGCCGGUGAAGCCCGCCGCCUUCCAGCGCGACCUCGUCGCGCUGCCCUCGCCCGGCGCCAAGUGCGAUGGCGCCUGCAUCCUGCAGGGCGAGGCGCUCGACCUUUGGGAGGAUUGGCAGCAGCGGUUGUUGCGGAAGAGCCCAGAUGUCUCCGCCGUGAAGCCGCAUUGCGACGCGAAGCUGAUGCAGAGCAAGUCCAGCUACGCCCACUUCGUGGCUGACUUGUACGACGCCGGGCUGCGGGCGACUCCAUCCCUGGUCGGCCAGACCGCUGCAGCGGUGUAUGUCGACGGAGUCGCAGUGAUUGGCACGCAGAGCGCGCAGACCGUGCAGGACUGUCGUAGCAUUGCCGAAUCCCUCCUCGCAGUGGGCCUGGUCACCAAGGACAUGGAGCUGCCACAGGACGAGCAGCCGUUCACCGGGCUCAUCUUCGAGAAGGGGUCCGGGCGGAUCUCCCUCUCGCGCAGCCGGAUCUGGAGGAUCCGACGGGCCUUCCAGUUUGCCGCCGAGGCCGACAAGCUCACCGGCGUGCAGAUGCGCAUGCUCCUGGGGCACUACACCUGGGCAGCCAUGCUGAGGAGGCCGCUGCUGUCCGUCUUCGCCGCCUGCUACUCCUUCGCGGAGAAGGCCGGGGACAUGGCAUGGCGGCCUUGGGCUACUGUACGUCACGAGCUCAGGCUGGGCGCGGCGCUGGUGGCGAUGGCUUUUGUAGAUUUGCGUCGGCCAGUCGCCGCCACUGCACUGGCUACCGACGCUUCUGGCGGCGCACGGCAGGGCCGCAGCCUGGCCCCAGAUUUGGCGCCGCCAGGGCUCGAGUCGGCCACCGCUGGCGAUCAUGGGGGCUUCGGCGUAGUCAGCCGCGAGGUCCCCCGCUGCGCCGUGGCCGCCGCCCUUCAGCUCAGCGAGAAGUGGAGAUUCAAGACGCUCGACUUUUUAGGGGCCCGGGCAUCAGCGCUCGGCCUCAAGGAGGAGCAGAAGUUUUACGAGAUCGGUAAGAGUAUAUUGGGUUCUCAAGAAGACUGGAAGGUUUGUUUCUAUGGGCGGUUCAACAGGGCCGCCGACAUCGUUAUCCUGGAGGGGGAGGCUCUGGUCAUGGGGGUCCGCCACUUCGUUCGCAACACUGCCAACCAUGGACGUCGCCUGCUGCUGCUAUGCGAUAACAUGGGGCUGGUGCUCGCAUCAGGCAAGGGGAGAUCUUCGGUGCCGUCGCUCAACCUCGUGCUUCGUCGGCUCGCUGCGAUCUCCAUCUUUGCCAAUAUCGAUAUCACAGUACGGUGGAUCCCUUCAGAGUUGAAUCCAGCAGACGCCCCUUCGAGACUCCCAGCAGCCAGGGCUCAGGACGCCCGCCUCGACCUCCGCUCUUUUGGAGGCCGCCCUGCACCAGAGCCCGACGAUGGCUCGCUAUGGCGAGCCGCUGCGGAGGCGCUCGCCGCAGAAGGGCGCCCGCGGCGGCGCGACCCUGGCCUUGCCGGCCUCGGCGACGCUGCGGCGCCCGCAGCGCUGGCAGGGGGCUUCGGGGCCCACCGGGGGGGCAUCGGCACGCAGCCGAGCGACUCCUCGGACAGCGACUCGGAGCCGGAGUCCACGGCCAGCUCGAGUGACGCCAGCCCCAGCGGAGAAAGCUACAGCACGAAGAGCGAGCCGACCGGGACCGCGCUCACGUACCUGCAGGCGCGCAAGAUCAGGGCCUCGUCCAACGUGCACUUCGUGACCUCGUACCGGAACUUCGACAACUGGUGCCAGACGCACGCCGUGCCCGUUCAGACCGCCAACGAGAUCGACAAGGCCAUCAGCGAGUACAUGGACGUGCUCUACUUCGACGGGAUGCCGUCGGACGUCGCAUCGAAGACGAUCGCGGCCGUCCGGCACUUCCGCCCCGCGGCGGUGGGCGAGGCCGAGUUGGCGGCCAGCAGGGCCGCGCUGAAGGGCUUCCGCUUGCUCGCCCCAGCCCGCACGCGCCAGCCGCUGGUCCGCGAGGCGGUCUUCUGCCUGAUAGGGCUGGCGAUGCUGGACGGCGAGUCGGGGUUCGCGGAGGCCCUCAGCUUGGCAUGGGACACAGCCCUCCGCUUGCCCAGCGACCUGAUGCAGUUGCGAAGUCCGCCCCUCGUGCCGCCGCAGCCCCGCAUGGAGAUCUACGUGUGGAGCCUGCUGCUGUGCCCAGAGGAGACCGGCCUGCGCAGCAAAGGGAAGCAGUUCGACGAGGGGGUCCAGCUCACGCCAGCAGGAUCGAAGGCGUUAGGCCCUGCCCUGGCGCGCCUACGGGAACGCCCAGCCCUGGCGCCCCUGUGGGACCUCGACGCCAGGCGAUUCGGCCAGCUCUUCAAGAAGUACGCAGAGAUGAUCAACCUCAGGGACCCGCACCCAUACCGGGUGCGACACGGCUCGGCGAGCUGGGACAUCGCCAGCGGGACGCGGAGCCUCGAGGAGGUGCAGGCCCGCCUUCGGCACGCCAGCGCGACCAGCACCCAGCGGUACAGCCGAGCUGCUCGCUACACCGCGGAGCUGGAGCUGGCGCCCGAGUCGGUCAAGGCCUUCGGCGCCGCGGUGGCGGACCAGUGGGCCUUGACGCUCCAGGGCCGAG